Molecule: messenger RNA, 1454 nt
Organism: Rhincodon typus (whale shark)
Lineage: Eukaryota; Metazoa; Chordata; Chondrichthyes; Orectolobiformes; Rhincodontidae
Gene: tm2d2
Product: TM2 domain containing 2
Exons: 4
Coding region: 93-758 (221 amino acids)
Source: RefSeq, a predicted model, not a curated record
CGGGGUGCUGGCGGCCAUGUUGUUUGUUGUCGGUGAGCGGGUUGUUUAGCCUGGCAGAGCCUGUGUGCGAGUUGAGUGGGGUGGGUGGGAAAAUGUGGGCUGUGUCGCUCGGUCACUUGUUACUGGGCGGCCAGCUGGUAUUGCUGGCAGCUGCUGUGCUGCUGCAGUGCCUGGCAGCCGGCUCGUUGUCUCAGAAUGCGGCGGCCAACGGCUCGCAGCCGCGGCAGCUGCAGUCACCGGCCCGGGUCCGCGGGGAGCUAGGCCCGGGAACCUACCCGGAAGACAUGGAGCUGCUCGAGUACCGAGACCCGCUCUCCCCACUGGUGCUCUGCAGCUUCCUGCCAGAUGAAUUUGUUCAAUGUGAUGACCCAGUGGACCUUUUUGGAAAUGUGACUGCGUACCAAGAGCAAGGAUAUGGUUGUGUAAAAUUUGGUGGGCAGGCUUACAACGAAGUGGAACACACACCAGUGCGUUGUACUGCUUUAAAGGAUAUUGAAUGUGCCGGGCCACGCACUUUCCUCAGGGGAAAUGUGCCGUGUAUCAAGUACACAGGACACUAUUUUGUAACAACCCUGCUAUAUUCCUUUUUCCUGGGGUGCUUCGGUGUGGAUAGAUUUUGCCUGGCCCACACUGGCACUGCAGUGGGGAAACUGCUGACUCUUGGAGGUCUCGGGAUCUGGUGGUUUGUGGAUCUAAUACUACUGAUCACAGGAGGCCUGAUGCCCAGUGAUGGCAGUAACUGGUGCACUUAUUACUGAGGAUGCACUUCAACUGGAAUCUAUGAAGUUUGUUUUUGGAUUUGAUGGUGGAGAAGGACAAAGCACAUCGGAGUCUGUUUGUGCCUUUGCCUGGAGUAAUACAAUUUGUGUAGAUGGAUAUCAAAUCCUUGUACAUAAGACAUUUGCCUGGAUUUUUCAUCCCUCUCAUGUUUGAUCUAUAUCCCUAUGGGGAUAUAUAAGAUUAUAAUGUCUCAGAUUGGAGUAGUUUGUGUAUCAUUUUUACCAAGUUUGUAAAUAUACAUGUUGCAGUCAUGAUUUUCUGAACUUCGCUCUGAUUUUCUUUUUAAUUUGCGCUUUAUGAAAUGCAUCAAGCAAAGCAUAGGGUAACAUACAAAAUAGAAAUUGUGUACUUCUGUAACACUUAAACCUGAUUGAAUUUUUGAAUUGAUGAAUGUCUGUUGUUUCACAGUACUUGGAACAAGCAAUGCGUGUGCAAUCUGUUAUUUAACAGGUGUUUUAAUAGUUGUGGAAUUAAAUACCCGCACCAUAGAAAAUCUUUUGGAAAGUUCAAAGCUGGAUGGAAGUCACGCUAAGCACUUGGAUAAAAUUACGAUAUUGUCAGAUAAUUGUAAAUAGCAUUGUGUGCUGUUUAAGAUAGGAAGCCACCUCAAGGCAGAAUGUCUCAGCAUUUUGCCGGUGGAAAUACAGCCAAUAAACAACUAUUUUAUCUUUGAA